This is a messenger RNA of Brassica napus (rape), 2070 nucleotides long. RefSeq lists its product as uncharacterized. The coding region runs from base 1 to 2070 and encodes 689 amino acids. Gene Ontology annotation, molecular function: protein dimerization activity. The transcript is spliced from 2 exons. The record is from RefSeq and is a predicted model, not a curated record. NCBI's taxonomy places the organism in Eukaryota, Viridiplantae, Streptophyta, Magnoliopsida, Brassicales, Brassicaceae.
AUGACUUCUCAAGGAGCAAGUGAUAAUGUUGACAAUGCUUCUGAAGAAGCUCCAUUAUGGAACUACGUCACUAAAUUAGAGAAAUCAGGAGCAAAAGGAGGCACUUGGAAAUUUAAGUGUAAUAUUUGCAAUGAAGAUCGACAAGGCUCGUAUUCCAGAAUUAGAGCUCAUCUACUUGGAAUUAAAAACCAAGGUAUUGCUAUAUGUAAGAAAGCAACAAGGAGUCAAAAAUCUGACAUGCAGAAGUUGGAAGAUGAGUUUGAGAAGAAGAAAAACGAGAGUGGUUCUCGAGCGCUUCCUUUACCUUGUGAAAAUAAUGAAACGAAUGCUUCAAAGAAAAGAAAGUCUGCUGAUUCUGCAAUUGUUAGAUCUUUUGGUGUUGAAGUCAGGGAUCAACUGGAUCAAGAAAUUGCAAGAAUGUUCUACAGUGGAGGUGUACCGUUUAACCUUGCAAGAAACCCACAUUAUCAUAGGUCUUACCAGUUUGCUGCUGAAAACAAGAUUGAUGGUUAUGUGCCUCCUGGUUACAAUAAGCUUAGAACUACGCUGCUUCAGAAAGAGAGAAACAACGUUGAAAGAUUAUUGGUUCCAUUUAAGUCAACAUGGAAAGAAAGAGGGGUCACGAUUGUGUCAGAUGGUUGGAGCGAUCCUACUAGAAAACCUUUGAUUAAUUUCAUUGCUACUUCUGGAAGUGGUCCUAUAUUCCUCAAGGCUGUGAACUGUUUUGGAGAAGUGAAAGAUAGAUUCUUCAUCUCUGGUCUGAUGAAAGAGGUUAUCAAUGAAGUAGGUCAUCAAAACGUUGUGCAAAUCAUCACUGAUAAUGCAGCAAAUUGUAAGGCUGCUGGAGAGAUGAUUGAGAGUACGUUUCCUCAUAUUUAUUGGACACUAUGUGUGGUUCACACCCUCAAUCUUGCUUUGAAGAAGAAUGUGGAGAAGAAUGCUUCAACAUACGAAGAAUGCAAUUGGAUAACUGAUGUUCAUGGAGAUGCACUUGCAGUAAAACAUUUCAUCAUGAACCACAACAUGAGACUAGCUAUCUUUAGUAAGUUCUCUCCUCUUAAAUUGCUUGCAGUUGCUGAUACACGUUUUGCCUCUAUCAUUGUGAUGCUUAAGAGAUUGAAGCUUGUCAAAAGAGGCCUUGAAGCUAUGGUCAUAAGUGAGGAGUGGUCUACUUAUAGAGAAGAUGAUGUGGGGAAAGCAACUUUUGUGAAGGCCAAGAUUCUUAAUGAUGAUUGGUGGGAACAAGUGUCAUACAUUAUUGAUUUCACAAGACCAAUAUAUGAGAUGAUAAGGUUUUGUGACACUGACAAACCAUGUCUUCAUUUGGUAUAUGAGAUGUGGGAUUCCAUGAUUGAGAAGGUGAAGUCUGAGAUCUAUAAGAAAGAAAAACGUCCAUUGAUUGAAGUUAGCUCUUUCUACACGGUUGUUCAUGAGAUUUUAGUGGAUCGUUGGACAAAAAACAACACUCCUCUGCAUUGUCUAGCUCACUCUUUAAAUCCAAGAUUCUAUAGUGAUGAAUGGCUAAGUGAAGAUUCUACAAGACUUGGUCCACAUAGAGAUCCAGAUGUCUCAAGUGAGAGAAUGAAGUGUUUUAGAAGAUUGUUUCCGAGUAUCGAUGAUCAUCUUAAGGUUAUGGAUGAAUAUGCUUUAUUCUCCAUGAGAACUGGUCCUUUUGAGGAUUUAACAUGCAUUUCGGUGAUGUUUACUAUGGAACCCAAAAAAUGGUGGGCUAACUUUGGUGCUCAAACUCCUUUCCUACAGACUUUGGCUUUUAAGUUGCUUGGUCAGCCUAGUUCAUCUUCAUGUGCUGAGCGUAACUGGAGUACUUACUCAUUCAUUCAUUCACUUAGAAGGAAUAAGUUGAAUCCAAGUCGAGCUCAAGAUCUAGUUUUUAUCCACAACAAUUUACGUUUCUUAUCAAGGAACUCCGACCAAUACGAAGAAGCAAAAACAAAGAUGUGGGAUGUUGGUGGAGAUGAUUUUGAUUCUAUGGAAGAUAUGGGAUAUUUGGAGUUUGCAAGUCUUUCACUAGAUGAGCCAGAAUUGGAGAAUGGAUUGAUCGAUGAUUAG